AUAGCCAUUGAAUUUUGGUUUUUGAAAAUAUUUAUAAACCAAUGACGAUAUAGGUUGUCUAAAAUUUAAAUUUAAAAAAUGAAUAUGUUAAAAUAUUAACAUUGCACCUAAUUAAUUUCCCCUCCAAUUUUUCCUCCUCUUUCUUUCUCUUCUCUCUAUCAAACCUCCAGCUUGGAAGUCCCAUGGAGUUUCCUCUUUCUAUCUUCUCUUCUCAAUGCACCUGAAUCUUUCCUUUUUCGCUUCUUAACCCCCUAAAAAAGUCUCCUACUUUGUUGAAAUGUGGUGGAGACAUAAGGGAGUUAAUUUCCAUUCCGUUUUUGGAAUUUAGUUUAAGGUUUUGGAUUUCUAGGGUUUCUUACCUUAAAAUAGAACAAUUUUCCGGUUUAGUUUUUUGUUUGGUGGUGUCUAUAGAAAAAUGCCGCCACAUCGAUCCAAGUCGGAGAAAAACGAUGGCAUGGCGAAGCAUCUUCGUCGAGAUCCUUAUGAGGUGCUUGGGGUCUUGAGAAACUCUACGGAUCAGGAAAUUAAGAGCGCGUACAGAAAAAUGGCUCUCAAGUACCAUCCUGAUAAGAAUGGAAAUGAUCCUGUUGCAGCUGAUAUGUUCAAGGAGGUUACAUUUUCUUAUAAUAUAUUGUCUGAUCCGGAUAAAAGACGCCAGUAUGACACUGCUGGUUUUGAGGCUGUUGAAGCUGAUAACCAAGAAUUGGAGCUAGAUCUUUCAAGUUUGGGGGCUGUGAACACCAUAUUUGCUGCACUUUUUAGUAAACUUGGCGUGCCAAUUAAGACCACUGUGUCUGCAACUGUUUUGGAGGAGGCACUUAAUGGUGCUGUCAAUAUUCGCCCACUUCAGCUGGGGCAACCUAUUUCUAGGAAGGUUGAAAAACAAUGCGCUCACUUCUACUCUGUCACAAUAACAGAAGAAGCAAGAGAUGGGUUUGUUUGCCGAGUACAAUCAUCUGAUAAAAGCAAGUUCAAGUUAUUAUAUUUUGAGCUAGAAGAAAAUGGUGGAUUAAGCCUUGCACUGCAGGAGGACAGUGCUAAAACAGGAAAAGUUACAUCUGCUGGAAUGUAUUUUCUUGGCUUCCCUGUCUAUUGCUUGGAUCAAACAACCAACUCAGUAGCUGCCGCAAAGGAUCCAGAUGCAGCUUUCUUCAAAAAACUGGAUGGAUUUCAACCAUGUGAAAUAACUGAAUUAAAACCAGGCAAACAUGUAUUUGCCGUUUAUGGUGACAACUUUUUCAAAAGUGUAAGUUACACAAUAGAAGCUAUUUGUGCUGCCCCAUUCAUAGAGGAAAAGGAGAAUCUUAGAGCAGUGGAGGCAGAGAUUCUGUCCAAACGAGCAGAAUUGUCAAAGUUUGAAACUGAAUACAGAGAAGUCCUGGCACAAUUUACUGAGAUGACAGGCAGAUACACGAAGGAAAUGCAAGAGAUUGAUGAGCUUCUGAAACAAAGGAAUGAGAUUCAUGCCUCAUACACAACUAUUCCUCUAAUUAAGCGGAGUUCAAGUAGGAAAAAGAGUAAGGCUGCCUCCAAAGAGGCCAAAGAAGAUGGUGAAGUAAGAGACAGGAAACCUUCUACGAGGGAUAGAACCAAGAAGAAAUGGUAUAAUAUCCCCUUAAAAGUUGACAAGAGAAAGCCAUGCUGAACAGGUUAUAAAAAGUCGGCAACUUUUGGGGUCUGAAAGUAAUCUGUUUGUGCACCUAAAAUUUACUUCCGUGGCUCAACACAUGUGCAGCCAAGUAAGACAUUGCAACAUGAUACGUUGAUCAUGAAGUGAAGAAGAUUGUUUAACCAUUUCUCCAGCAUGUCAAGGAUGACAACAACUCAUUGUAUAAUUCUUUCUUUUUUGCCAUUUUUUUCGGGUCUUACGUGGUUAUUUUUUUUCUCCUUUCCUAUCCCCAACUAAGAAUACUUGUAAAUUGCAUAAAAUGAAUUGGUAGCUUGGACAAUCAGGCUUGAUAAACUACAUUCUAUAUAUUGCCUGGGCUGCCUGUACUUCUCAUAUCACCUCCUCCCAUGAAACUCCUUUUUUGCAGGGGUUGUAUUUUUGGGUUAAAGAAAAGAAAGUCUAUUAUGCUGUGCUUGCUGUUGCCAGAAUAUUUGGCUUUGAUGGUUAUGUGCCAAAAGCAGUGAUUUGUUGCUGAUGCUAAA
Molecule: messenger RNA, 2151 nt
Organism: Gossypium arboreum
Lineage: Eukaryota; Viridiplantae; Streptophyta; Magnoliopsida; Malvales; Malvaceae
Product: chaperone protein dnaJ 16-like
Exons: 12
Coding region: 416-1645 (409 amino acids)
Source: RefSeq, a predicted model, not a curated record